AUGGCAUCCCAUAACGCUCUCAACAACCCGGACUCCUAUGCGAUCGCCUGGAUCGCUACUCUUCCCAUCGAGCGGGCCGCUGUAGAAGCGAUGCUGGAUGAGGAACAUGCAACUCCAACCGGCUUCACUAGACACCAAACCGACGCGAACGUUUAUACGUGGGGUCGCGUGGGAGAGCACAAUGUCGUCAUUGCGUCUCUGGCUGCCGGAGCCUACGGAACCACCUCGGCUGCGACCACGGCCGGGAGCCUGCUUGCCUCUCUGCCAUCCAUUCGUGUUGGUCUUUUAGUCGGCAUAGCUGGCCUUACACCAAGGCACGCUACCGCACGACUUGAAUGGGCACGAACUUACUCUGGUUAUACACCUGAAGAUUGGGAUCGUGUUUUUUGGUCUGAUGAGUGUACAGUCGAACGUGGGAUUGGUGAACGUCGUGAAUAUACCUUUACACCGAGGUCAAAACAAAUUGAAAAACGCGACGUACGUGGAUUGCCGACGCCAGGAAAGCAGGUUAAGCAGAUGUUUUGGGCUGCCUUUUCAUGGUCUACACGACGUACCGGUUUAAUCCCACUAUUCGGAGAUCCUACACGAGGUCGUGGCGGGGUGAAUCGCUUCGUUAUUCGUGAUCUUUACACGCGUGUUUUACCGACGUUAAUGCUACAUCGUGAUAGUAUUUUCCAGCAAGAUAACGCAUCAACACUCACUGCAUAUAUUGUGCGCGAGGCCUUAGCGGAGAUGGGGAUUCAGGUGAUGGACUGGCCUGCAAAAUCGCCAGAUCUAAAUCCUAUUGAAAACCUAUGGACCCUCCUGAAAGACAAGAUAUAUAAGAUAUGUCCGGAGUUAAAAAAUAUGCCAAAUAACGACACGACGCACGCGUUAUUAAUACGCAAGGCGCAGGAAGCGUGGGAUCUACUAGAUCUUAGUAUCCUAGAAAACUUGUCACACUCUAUGCCGCGUAGGGUGCAGGCUAUUCUUGAUGCAGAAGGGUGGUACACAAAAUAUUAG
Messenger RNA from Penicillium subrubescens, 1002 nucleotides. RefSeq lists its product as uncharacterized. The record is from RefSeq and is a predicted model, not a curated record. Lineage: Eukaryota; Fungi; Ascomycota; Eurotiomycetes; Eurotiales; Aspergillaceae. Gene Ontology annotation, molecular function: nucleic acid binding; catalytic activity. Gene Ontology annotation, biological process: nucleoside metabolic process. The coding region runs from base 1 to 1002 and encodes 333 amino acids. The transcript has a single exon.